This is a messenger RNA of Diaporthe amygdali, 4965 nucleotides long. RefSeq lists its product as uncharacterized. Gene Ontology annotation, cellular component: nucleus; cytoplasm; TSC1-TSC2 complex. The record is from RefSeq and is a predicted model, not a curated record. Gene Ontology annotation, molecular function: GTPase activator activity. Lineage: Eukaryota; Fungi; Ascomycota; Sordariomycetes; Diaporthales; Diaporthaceae. The transcript has a single exon. Gene Ontology annotation, biological process: regulation of small GTPase mediated signal transduction; negative regulation of TOR signaling; positive regulation of GTPase activity. Bases 1 to 4965 code for a protein of 1654 amino acids.
AUGCUUCGCCGCAUAGCCUCCCUGGGCCUUGAUGCCCCUGACGCUCCUCCUGGAGACUCCAUGCCUCCCUCCGCCGACGACCCAGCCCCGUCGCCCGAGACCAAAAGCACAGGAGGUCUUGCCAGCGUCUUCAAGGGCCUGACCGGGGGCUCCAAGCUCGCCAAAGUCCCACCCGUGCCCUCUUCGUCGACCGAUACUGUCUCCGCCCAGCUGUCCUCCGAACGAGUCGACACGGCCUCGCUAGCUGCCAGCGGCCUGCCUCCCCACCACUUUGAAGCGUUAGAGAAGCUCAAGAACGGAUCGCUUAGCGAGCGCAUCGCCGCCGCCGAGUCCCUGCGAUUUUCCAUUGCCGACUACCCCUUGGCGCCGGUGCUACAAAUAUGGGACGCUGGCAAGGAUCUGAUAGAGACUUCCAAACCCAGCAAUGCGAGGGUUGCGGGGUGGGAGUUACUCACGGAAUGCGUCCGAAACCCCUCGUCCACCGAUCUUGAGCGAAAAGAAUUCUUCCAGACUCUGUCUUUCCACGCUAGCCCCGACGACUUCUACCUACAGCUGGCUGCCCUGGUCGAUCUAACCAACCACGGCCGGAAUCUGUCCGGGUUCGAUUACGACGUUAUCCCUCUAUUGACGACAUGGCUGCAAGAUUCGUACAAUGCUGUCAGGAUUGCGCGGAGGCAGCAGGCAGUGCGAGAGAGAAAGGGCUCCAAGGGAAAGGCGGUCGCACCACCAGUCGCUGCUUUAGGCGAGGACAAGAGCUUCUCCAUGCUGUUCGCGUUCAUUCUGGAGGUCCUCAAAUUCAACUUCAGGGUUGCCGACGACGAAACUUUGGGACGUCUGAUCGAUAAGCUCCUGGAAAUCUGCAUGAAGACGAGCACGGAGGAUGAUUUGACGGCAUGUAUUGAGGUGAUCGAUGCCAUCAUUACAUACGCUUCAGUUCCGAAGCGGAGCCUGAGUCGUUGCGUUGAGGUGCUGAGCUCGAUAUUCUGCCUCGUCGACAAGCUAUCUAAGACUUCGUGGCACACAUUGUCCAACUUGCUGAAAUCACACAAUGGUCAGGCUGCCGUCCGGAUCUUGCUCACAAUUCUCAGAGACUAUCCUCGCAAUGGCCAGGAAACGACGGAGACAAGCAGGGCUGUCAGGGGCUCUCUGACUGUUCUUCAGAAGUUGGUUUGGAAAUCCUCAGAGAAAGGUUACCCGACAAUUCCUCUUGCUCUACUUGUCGACGGAUGCAACAAUGUCGUCGAGAAAUCGCCUUCCACACGAAUAGCCGGCUCCGUGCUCAAGCUAAUUAACACCCUGUUUGACGACGGAGAACAGCACCUGAAUCCGCUUCUCGCGGAUGAAGACUGGACAUCGGUGUUGGCGGUUGCUGAAAAAUGUGUCGGACGACUGAAUUUCAACCUCACCCCGAGCAGUUCCAGAACGAGUCUGAAAUCAAACCUAACAGCACAAGACCUGAAGAAGGGGAGUUCCAUACUGGAGGAGCUUGAGACUCUUCUUCAGAGAUUGGAAGGCUUAGCUAGACAGCGAGGUUCCGAUUUUGUACAGAGACAUGAGUGCAUUGCUUUCAUGGCGGGAAUCCCUCACGUCCUCCCGGACUCUACAGCUGGACUCGUUUUGGACCACUUCAGAGAGUUCCGUUGCUGCUACCCUUCUGAUUUGGAGUGGGAGAAGAACCUAGACUUGGUUCUUGAGUCGUUCUAUCUCAAACGAGAUCGCUCCACGCCCAUCCGCAUCGCAGCUCUCCAGGGUAUCACUGAGGUCUACGAUAUGCUGGAAUUGGUUGAAGACGAACUUGACGAAGAUGUCGUGCCCAACAUCGUCAGGAACAUUCUCUCGGGUAUCUCUGAUGAGACGGACACUCUCGUCCUUCAAGAAACUGUCUCUUUCAUGAUGUCUGUCGCCUUAGCGGCCGACACCAACCUGUUUGAAUACAUCAUGGAGACCCUCAAGGGGGUCGUCACCAGCGACCGUCUGCAUUCCCCGUUGACGGUCGUGGACGAAAAACCCAUCACAACAGACCAGCCUGGGACUGGUGUCCAUCAAAGCCCUGCCAAUGUCGUUACAAGAGGCUACGUGCUGCUUUUUAUGAAGACGAUGAAUACGGAUAGCCGGAAGGCAACAAAAACAUUCCAGCUUCUCGUCUACAUAGCCAAAUUUGGUCAAUCUGCUGACGCCCGGAUCACGGCAAUGAAGAUGCUGUUUCGAUUGAGGGCAGACUGGGCCAAUCGAAUCUACCUAACCUGCUUCACCGAAUCCGAGGGCCUGGCUGGUGUGCUCCACAGGACGGAGGCUUCUUUGGCGAGAAAAAUUGCGGAGGAUGCAGCCUCGUCACACAGAACGAGAAGCGAUCAUGGAAGCUUGUCUCGGUCGUCACGAGGAGUCUCAUUUGGUUCUACGGCGCAAGAUAGGAUGGUUCCGAGCCGUUCGGCUAGCGGUGCAAAACCUAGUGGCCAGAGGCAUCAACAACUGUGGUCUCUGCCAGACUCUGCUGUUCUACCAGAGUCACCUUCCCCAAUAGCCAGUCCGGUUCUGUUCUCAUAUUUAGAGACGCCGACACAGGCUAGCGAUGAAGGUGAGGCUGCGAACCAGGAACCUGGCGUGCUCGACGUUACCUCAUGGCUUGAGGCAAUCCUGCAUAAUCUGACUCACGGAAGCGACUGGGAGGUCUACAGCUUUAACCUAGUUCACCUGCCCUCUCAGUUGAGCAACCACGCAUUCUUCAGAGGCGCCAUCCCACAAAUAAGGGAGGCGCGUAGAGUGCUGUGCGAGCAGAGCAAACACAACCUAUUCCAGGACCCACCUCCGAUGACUGGACUACGCCGACCAGAGGUCAACAUUUGUAUCUUCCAAAUAUUGACGACGAUUAUGAGUUACCAUCAGCACUUCCAGAAAAGCGACGAAGAUGAUCUUGUCAGAACUUUCUUGCAGGGCAUUGGGCACUCUACAGCAAAGACUUGCAUACAUGCGCUGACAAUUUGCUGCCACGAGCUUCCUCUUGCUACUACCAAGGCACUGGUGACGAUCCUGCAAAAAAUGUCAACGGUUAUCACGCAGGCCAAUGUCGCCAUGCAUAUUUUGGAAUUCCUGGCCGUCCUCGCGCGCAUGCCAGCACUGUACAGCAAUUUCAUCGAAGACGAGUUUCGCGUCGUUUUUGGCAUGUGCUUCAGGUAUUUGGACACUGUGCGCGACAAGAAGCGAUAUGUGCGAACGAGUACCGCGAGUGAGAACGUGCCUGCUACCAUCAACACGACUCACGAGUACGACAUCCUGGGGCAACCAACUAAUAGUGAGGAGCUGCCUCAGUAUGUGCACGCGCUCGCGUACCAUGUUAUUGUCUUCUGGUUCCUGGCCCUGCGUUUGACUGAUCGAGCAAAGCAUGUGGGAUGGAUCGCCAAGAGGCUGUUUCAAGGUCCAGACGGCAAUCCGGUUUCGGACGAGCAGGCACUCAUUACCAUGGACUUCAUACAGAGAGUUGCGUACGCUGACGCGGACGAGUCUGCCGAAAACCCUCGGUUUUCAGACAGGAAAGCAUCAGAGUACACCGAGAGACGGUGGAUCGUCGCCAACAGUCUUGUUUCCAUCAAACAGUCGAAGGCGACCCCGUGGGCACAAGUCACUAAGAGACAGCCAUCAGGCACAUCUUAUUUCACUGUCCGCGAGAACUUCAAACCACCGCCGCCCCACCAAGUCGGCAUGUUUGGAGACAGCAGAGACACUGGGUCACUGACCACGAAUAGUUCUCUCCCCAGCCACCUGCUUGUCCACUUGCUCUCCUCUACGCCUCAAAGUCACGAACCUUCUCUACGCCCGCUACCUCUCCCAGACGAGGAGGCUGUUGGUCGAAGCGUCAGAACUUUCGACCGAAUUUCCACUGUGGAUGGCCAUAAGGUUGGCGUGAUCUACAUAGGAGAGAACCAAACCAAGGAAACCGAGAUCCUAGCCAACGUAUCCGGUAGUGCAGACUAUAUGGAGUUUUUGAACGGGAUUGGAUCCCUCACCAAGUUGAAGGGUGCUGAUUUUAACACUCAAGGCCUGGACCGGGAAUAUGACACAGACGGGCAGUAUACCUUUUGCUGGCGUGACAGGGUGACGGAGAUCGUCUUUCAUGUCACGACACAAAUGCCCACAAACCUGGACCAUGAUUCUCAGUGCAUCGGCAAGAAGAGACACAUCGGCAAUGACUUUGUGAAUAUUAUCUUUAAUGACUCCGGGCUGCCCUUCAAGUUCGACACAUUCCCAUCCGAGUUCAACUACGUCAACAUUGUCAUCACGCCAGAGUCAAGGGCGUCAUUCGUUGCGACACGCGAGCACAGUGCCCAGCAGGAAGAGGAAGGAGAAAAUGUCGAUGCUCCCAGCAAGCGCGGCUAUACGCCUUUCUUCAAGGUCCAAGUCAUGAGCAAGGAAGGUUUCCCAGAGAUAUCGCCUUGUGCUGCCACCAAGAUGGUCAGCCUCAAAGCACUGCCGGAUCUCGUUCGCUUGCUUGCUCUCAACGCGUCCGUGUUCUCCCUCGUCUGGGCCAACCGCGAACAGGGCGAGUAUCCAUCCGCCUGGCGCAGCCGUUUGAGGGAGAUCAGUCGCCUGCGCGAGCGCUAUGGUCCGAAAUCCGCCUCUGCAUUGGCAUCGCCAUUGACGACUACGAGCCCCCAUGCCUCGUCUAAUCCGCCGACGCCAAUGUCGCUCAGCAGUGCGCUUGCCUCUGCACAGCAGCAGCAACCGUUGGGACAGGCAAAUGUCGACAGCCGGCCCUCAAGUGGUGUCGCUCGGGACAGCAUCUCUGGGCUGAGCAUGCGUGACCUUCGCCGCGCUAGUGUCGCGACGUUCCUGACGACCACCAGCGAGCAGAAUUCGCAGUCUCAUCGCAGCUCGGUGAUGAGUAAUUCCACAGCAGACACGGAGAUCAUGAUACAGGCCUUCAAUUUGGAUUCCUUGGUCGAAAGCCUGGACUUUUCUAAGUGGGCUUGA